This is a messenger RNA of Dromiciops gliroides (monito del monte), 3428 nucleotides long. RefSeq names its product mitochondrial ribosomal protein L16 (gene MRPL16). Gene Ontology annotation, molecular function: structural constituent of ribosome; rRNA binding. The transcript is spliced from 4 exons. The record is from RefSeq and is a predicted model, not a curated record. Gene Ontology annotation, cellular component: ribosome; mitochondrial large ribosomal subunit. The coding region runs from base 148 to 903 and encodes 251 amino acids. Lineage: Eukaryota; Metazoa; Chordata; Mammalia; Microbiotheria; Microbiotheriidae. Gene Ontology annotation, biological process: mitochondrial translation.
GGAGAUGACGCAAAUUCCGGUCUGUCAUGGCGGCGCCCUAAGAAGAGGCUGACGUCCGGCGGUCUCUCCCCGACGCUCGUCGCCCACUUGUACCUGUCUCCGGUGACCUGAGCCUGGCCGGACCCCGACGGACCCCGGCUCGCAACCAUGUGGCGGCGGGUGACGCGCGCCGGCGCUCCCGUCCUGAGCGUGCUCCCUUCAGGUUCUGGAGCUGCCCAGCCCCUCAGUGCUGGCAUGAAAACCUUCCUCCCAGUACCAACCUUUGAAGGCGUUUCCAUCCCUGAUAAGCCCAAGCUCAAAUUUGUGGAUCGGAUGCCACUCGUGCCAAAGGUGAAGCGGGAACCUAAGAACCUGAGCGACAUCCGAGGACCGUCCACCGAAGCCACCGACUUCACUGAGGGUAGUUUUGGUAUCCUGGCACUGGGCGGUGGUUACCUCCGCUGGGGCCAUUUUGAAAUGAUGCGGCUGACAAUCAACCGUUCUUUGGACACCAAGAACAUGUUUGCCAUCUGGCGUGUCCCAGGCCCUUACAAGCCCAUCACCCGCAAGGGUGUGGGCCAGCGCAUGGGGGGUGGCAAAGGCGCCAUCGACCACUAUGUGACACCUGUCAAAGCUGGCCGCCUCAUCGUGGAGGUGGGAGGCCGAUGCGAGUUUGGCGAGGUGGAGUCCUUCCUCAAGCAGGUGGCACACAAGCUGCCCUUCCCAGCCAAGCCCGUGAGCCGAGAGUCUCUGGAAAAGAUGCGCAGGGAGCAAAGGGAAAGGGAGCUCAACAACCAGAACCCCUGGACCUUUGAGCGCAUCGUCACUGCCAACAUGCUGGGGCUGAGGAAGGUGGUGAGCCCCUAUGACCUGACCCAGAAGGGGCGCUACUGGGGCAAGUUCUUCUUGCCUGAACGUGUCUAAUGGCAGUCUUGGGGAGAAGCUGCCUCCUCUCUCCUCCAGCUUCUCUUUAUGAACUUGUGAGCACUCCCAGAUGAAUGAAUGAUGUCUUGCAAAGCAUUGGGAUGAAGAGAAGCCGAGUGUGCAGCAAGUGACUCUUCUUUUGGGUCCUUGCCUCAGCCAAGAGAGACGUGGAUUCAGCUUCCCCCCAAUAUACCCUUGCUUUGUGACCCCAGGCAAGUGCUUAGUGCUCUUGGCAGCCAGAAGACUUGCUGACCUGCAUUGGUAAUGGGAGCUUUUUCACCCAAAAGAAAUCCUUAUCCCAGGGGUCCUUAGACCUUUUUUAUGAGUCUUGGUCCCUUUCGGCAGUAGGGUGAAGCCUGUAGAAACCCUUCUCAAAAUCACGUCUUUUAUAAAGAAAUGUUUAUUAAAAUAUCUUUAAAAAUCACAGGCCCCCAAUUAAGAACCCCUCUUCAUUCUCCCUGUGAGAUCCAUUGAUGCAGCUUAAUACAUUUACUGUAAUUUACAGUCAUAAAGGUUUUCUGGGACACCCAGACAUUUAUGAAGCACAACUUUGUGCCAGAGACUCCUCAGCACUGGGGAUGCAAAGAAAGAUAGUCUGACCUUCCCACGGCUGCCCAGCUAAGGGUGUUGGAGGCAGGAUUAGAACCAGACACUAAGGCCUGCCCUCAUCCACUCCAGUCCAUUGCAUCAGUGACUCAGAGGGAGGGGUGAGGCAGAGCUAAAGAGAGAAAGCAGCAGGAUAGCAAACGUUUUGGGAGGAAGGAAGCAGAAACCUUACCUCCACCCUUGCCCAUGCCCUCCGUGGUCUUCAGACUCGUGCCAUGCCACCCCCCCCCCCAAUACAAACCUUGGGCACAACUGUCUUCACUCAGUGAGACUUUAUUUGUUAAUACAUACUUGACAAUUCUGUAUUUUUGAUACAGCAACAGAGAAAUUGUAAUCGGGACCUAGGACCUCCUCUAUCCGGGCCAAUUGCCCACUAGUCCUUCUAGACUCGAUCUCAAUGAGACAACAGAAAGGCCAGGGGCACUGAAAACCUUAAAGGAGCCCAUAGCAGGGUUAGAUAUUUGUGUGACCAUCCAUCCCUAGUGUCGGCUCCUUUACUACACUCUAAGCUACCCUCUUAGACUCUAAGCUCUUGGUGGACAGGGUCUGUAAGCAUAUUUAACCAUCUCUAAUUCUCCCCUUCCUCCCAUCACUUAGCACUAUGCAAACAUAGUCCCAAUGUUGAUUGACUCAAAGCCUACAAUUCUGCGUGGUAUCCACUAAGGACUCCUGUGUUUCUGCCUGUAGCCCUGCCCCCUACCCUGCAAUUCAGGAGCUAAGUAAACACCCUCUUUACCUCCCCUCUCUCCCUGAGCUAAGUUCAGAAUUACAUGUACAAGCACUCCCCUCUCUUCUAAAACACGGAAGCAGGAGGGGAGAACAGUACGUUGGAUGGAGGUGGCACAAAUCUGAUUUUAGGUGCCAGAUUUUAAGAUAAUGAACAUUUCAAAGUGGAUGCCUCAGCAGAGAAAAGUUAGGACCAUGGACUGGGGGGUGCUUGGAGACCAUGUGGUUUACCCCCUUGUUUUACAAAUGAAGGAGAGAUGGUAGAUGACUUGCCUGUGGUUACAUAUCCACUGUUUGACAGAAUUUUAGUCCAGGUCUCCCUAAGGCCACGUCCAGCACUCUCUCCCCACCACAUCAGCUCCCUUGAGCCUUGAGAUACACUCGUUUAUGCUUGAGCUCUAUACCUGGAACAGUUGACCUUUUUACAAAAAUGCACCUCCUUAAAGAACCCCGCAGUGGAUCCUUUCAGAAUGUAAAUAAUCGCAUUUCAGUGAAUCAGUUAGCUUGAAGUCCCUGCUCUCUUCGGGAGAACCCUGGGGACAGAAGUAGAAACCAAAUGCUUUCUAUCACUACACACCAAACUGCUGGUCAGCAAGGUCAAGUUCUGUAGCCAGCAGGGAAGUGGUUGGGAAACACAUUGUAGGGAGAAGUGAAGCAGCAGCAUCUUCAUCUGUCUCACCUGACAACUGGGUUCUGAUUAGAUAUAGCCAAGUACAGUGCCAAGAGCAUUCCUUGGCUUUGGAGUCGAGACCUGGACUAAAAUCCUGCCUCUGCCACUUGAUAAACUGGGUGUCCUUGGGCAAGCUACCUGACCUUCAAGAGUCUUGGUUUCCCCAUCUGUAAAAUGAGGAAGUUGAACUGGAUGGUCUCUAAGAUACCCUGCAGCUUUAAAUCUCUGAAAUUAAUUGAAUCAGCACUUGCAGAAAGAGGGGAUAUAUAUAUAAUUUUUUGAAUAAACUUUUCGGGACUCAUUACUUUAAAUGUCCAACCUCCCAAAACAAGUUUAUAAACAAAAAUAGGCCCUUAGGAACUGUGUGACCCAAGGCAAGUCACUUCACCACUCGGCCUCAGUUUCCUCGUCUGAAAAAUGAAAGGAUGGAACUGGACAACCUCUGAGGUGCCUUAGACUACAAUCCUGUUCUCUCAGUGAUCUGUAGCUGUCGUUCUCAAUUAAAACCACAUUACCAACAAAA